Molecule: messenger RNA, 4829 nt
Organism: Pungitius pungitius (ninespine stickleback)
Lineage: Eukaryota; Metazoa; Chordata; Actinopteri; Perciformes; Gasterosteidae
Gene: vgf
Product: VGF nerve growth factor inducible
Exons: 2
Coding region: 335-2485 (716 amino acids)
Molecular function (GO): neuropeptide hormone activity
Source: RefSeq, a predicted model, not a curated record
GGGCACGGGCGGUAUAAGAGAACCGCAACCGCUGUCAGUGGUCCUGAAAUCAGACGGAGCCAAAGGAGCGGAAUCCCGGGAGAGAAGGAGGAGACGACAACAACAACAAAAGCAACAGCUACUGUGACACCACUUUACGUCAAACGACAAACUCACACACAACAGAACAAGAAGAAGAAAAAGGAGAGCGCGGUGCAAGGCGCCGCGCGUGAAAACAGGGACUUCUCGCAACGUGUGACGCGACGCGGAGGGGAAGCUCCCCCGCGGCUACGGCUGGACUGCAAGAAUUUCUGAUUCCCCUCACUGCUCACCGCGGGCCCUCUUCUAAUUGACCAUGAUUGGGUACCACAAUCUCUCAAGUGCCCUUGCCCUCCUUGUUCUCCUGACAGGGGCUUCCUCCUUCCAUCUGUCCAUCUCUAAGCCGAUCAACACCCCUGGAGUUAUUGAUGACCAUAGAUAUGCUACUCCUGCAAGCGAUGAGGAGAGACGAUCAACACAGAGAGAAGAUUCAGAGGAAGAGGAGGAGCUCUUCAAAGAUGUGGAUCCCAAAAGACUAGCGGCGGUUUUACUAGAGGCACUGAAUCACUCAAGAGUAGAGCAAAGACAGGGGCAAGAGGAGCAUAAUGGGAUGGAAGGAGAAAUGAAAGCUGAGAUGAGGGGUGUCAGAAAAGAAGAAGCUGACAGUUCAGUGAGAAAAAUGGAGGGGGCAGACAGAGACCGAGAUGGGCGACAGGAGUUGGAGCUGCUGAUGGCCACGCAGCAGAAGAAGAGGGAGAGAGAGGAGGAAGAGGAGAGGCAGAAAGCUCGAGAAGAAGAGGAGAGAAUGACAGAAAAGGUGUCUAGUCGCACCACAAGUCAGACGGUCCAGGUCCAAGCAGAGCGGCAGCCCGCUAGUCUGGAUGGAAGAGGGGAGCCCGGCCAGGUUGCUGCCCCACAGCAGGGGCCAAACAUCCCUGAACAAGGCAGCAAUGAGGAGGAGGAGCAGCUCAGCCCAGAGGAGUUAAAGAACCUUGAGACAAUGAUGAAGGAGUUUCCUCGUUUGAACACGGCCACUGAGAGGGAGGGAGAUUCAGGGCAAAACCAGAGAGAGAGCCGAGGUUACAGCAGCUACAAUGACAUCAUACCAAUCAACAAAGGCAACAACCUCGCCAUGUCUAAGAAGAAACUGAAAUGGCAGGAGGAGACACAGAAAGGACUCAUCUUCCCAAAGUUCAGUGGAGGCAACUUUGUGAACGACUUUGAAGACAAUAACAACGCUGGUAGUAAUGCAGCACAGUCACUGCCUCCGCCGGAGCAGGAGGUGAUAGCAGAUGAUGGAGUGCAGGACGAGGACGAAGAAGAAGAUGAGGAGGUGUUGAGCCCUGAGGAGGAGGAGGCUCAAGCCAAAGCAGAGCAGGAGGAGAUGAGGAGGCAGGCGGCCGAGGCACAAAAGGCCAAAAUGGAGGAGGAGAAGUUAGCCGACAUCGCUUCUGACAUGCUGCUGCGCUACAUGGUCAAACAGAACAACAAUAAAUACAGCUCGUCCCUGUCCAACGCUGCGGAGGACAAGAGGUCCGAUGAGGAACAGGAGGUGACAGAGGAGGACGAUAUCGAUCCCCAGACCAUCGACAAGCUGAUCGAGAUCUCCAACAAGCUCCACCUCCCUGCUGAUGACGUGGUGGACAUCAUCAGCGACGUGGAAAAGAAGAAGAAGAAAGACGUGCCGCCCGAGAUGGUGUCUCAUCGGCAGCGACCUUCAACUCCGCUUGCUUCCCCAUUCUCCUCAUCCAAGGAUUUUUCAUCGUCACAGAUUCCAACCAGUCGAAAUGGUUUCCAAGCUUCCAAGCAGCCCUUCUCAGCUGUCAAUCUCCUCAAAACAUGGUUACAGGACAAAUCGCCAGCCAAGUUGCAAGAUGUCUGGAGCAAACCUGCAAAGCCUCUGGUGGCCAAUCAGAAUCGCUGGCCCAGACCUCAGAAGCCUCUGUCAAAUAAACAGGACCUCUGGCUAAAAUCACAGAGGCCAGUUUGGACUGGCUACCCUUCUUACCCCCACACAUACCCGUCCUACUACCAGAGGAAGCAGUACCCAGACUUCUACCCCAUCUAUUUCCCACCUCCCCCGAGACCCAAACCCCGUUACUACAUCCCAAAACCUGCUUUCACUCUUAACAACUUCCUUGGGAAUUCCAUGGACGACACCUACUCUUUCCCUCCCAGGCGACGUUACCCCAGCUGGGUCCAACCUCGGCUUAGAACCCCCCCCGCGGUCCUCCACCAGAGGCCAUACUACACCGCCUACCCGUAUCAGCCAGCACUCAUCCCCAAACCUCGCUCCCCUCUUCGAAAGCCUGUGAUCCCGUCUCAGCAGAAAUAUUAUUACUCAGACCCGGUGGCAGCCGAAGCAACGAGAAAUGAAGAUUACUACGCUGCUGGACAGCAGCCAGACCGUGACGAUCUGGAGAAAUACAUACAGCAAAUACUCAUGAAGAGGCCACUGUUGGACUGAAAGGGGGAUGAGGGAGCGAGAGAAUUAGGCAAGAGAUGGGCAGAAAAGUAUUUCUUUGUGAUCUUAUUUUGGUGGUGUUGGUUCUGUUUUACAUAUGUAACAAGCUCCUUUCUCCUAUUUAGUUUGGUUUUGAUUUGGACAAGGACAUUAAGGAGGACUUCUCUUCAGAGCUAGGCUGGAUGACUUGCAUAGGUAAAGGACAGAAAAGAUACACAUCUACAUUCGUCCUCCGUAUAGGAGUGGACACAGCACGAACCUGGCCUGUUGGAAAGCAGGGGAGAUUUGUAUCAUGCUACAAAUUUCCAUCCAAGUUCCCAGCAUUACGUUCUUCUCCAUUUGGACAUUUUACAAUGCCAACAAAGGAGGACGCUUAAAUAUGUUGUUACCGGUACUUUAAAAAAGAUCUCCAGCAGCAAUGAAUGAUGGGAUACAUUUUGAGGCUUAAGGAGUUCUACGAUCCAAACACAGAGAAUGUGCGUGUGAUUAUCUAAGGCAGGGGAAUUCGAACAUUAUUUCAUAAACAUAGUCUUUCUGAAAAACAAAUUGUGGUAUUUAUAUGAAGAUGCAGCAAAAAUCAGCAGCACAGCACUUUCUCAUUUGGUGUCCUCACAUACUCACCAAAGCUCUUCAUUAUGAAAUAUAACGCACCAAAAAGCAUAUUUCAUACAAAGGGCUGUGGAAGCCCUGCUAACGCCGCUCUAAUGGCUUGGAUGACUCACCCUUUUGCAUAACUUCAAUUACCUUGUUGCUAUGGUGCCAAACCCUGACCAAACUCUAUGUGGCAUUCUUUUGACGCCUUCAGAGAAGGACGCACUGGUGGAGGCACUUACUGCUCUUUUACUAAACAAGUGCAUUCAAGCAGUUAAGGCUGGUGUUGUUCUUUAUCUUAUUUUGCAUUACUAAAUGCGUUAAAUACUUUCUUACUGCAGCACUUAGUUAACAUAUUGCUAAUGCAGAAGAUUGCAGAUUGCCAGCCUUAUCCUGCAAUACCCCUUAUCCUUGUGCCCCAAAGUGCCCCUAAAUCCCAAGGUUCCCUUUAAGGUCCAUUAAGGCCAAUUUGAUAAUUCAACAUUUUCUAUUGAUCAUUACAGGACUGAAAAAUACUUUGCCGAGGCAAGUAAAUGGGCCAAUCAAUCUAACAAUGUAGUUUAAUUUGAAUAAGCGCUGAAUCCGAAACCAAUUUGUAUUGGGGUGACUAAAAAUUUGCUUUGGGCAAAUAUUUUUGAGGCUGCAUGUGAUAAAAAAAACAGAACAGUUAAAAGUUAAACUAACGAUUCAAACUCUAUGAUGGUUUUUCUUUUGUUCUUAAUGUUGCAGAGCGAUCAAUCACCCAUUUUAUGCAUUGGUAGGUGGGAACCUGUUUCCAAACUGAGCUGAAACUGGCUGCCUUACAUGUCACUGUGACAUCCCAAACAUAGCGCUACGUUUCCUUUUUUUACCACUUGAUAUUAUCCCAGAGUUCAAGGCUGUAAUCACUUUUGUAAUAGACGAGAUAAUGAAAUGAUUUGGAAACUAAAUCCACUGGAGAUGGGAUCAGUUUGCCCACGUUCAGGUUUUAGUCAUGACUAAAAAAUAAACACGAUGAGGGGAUUUUUAAUUGCUUCAGAUGGCUAUCGUGUUAUAGAUAUGAUUGUAAAAGAGAGUAUUUUUUACGUGCAAAAAAAUAGGAUUUUACAGAGGUUUAAAUAACUAAGUUAAGCUCUUUUCUCUAUUUGGCAACUGAUAAUCAGUAAUAAAUAAUAACAAACACUUUUUUUGGAACCUGGGAACGAGAGCAGAUGUUGCUCUAAGUUUUUUCUGUAGUGUUGACUUUUGUGGUUAUCUAUUACUAAGGAAUGAUUAAAUCUCAAUAUCAUUGUUGAGCAAAACAGAUUCAUGGCAUCAACAAUCUUGGACAUGGCAACAUUAGUCAAAGAAACAAAAAUGAACGCAGAUGGACAUAAACGAGCUUUUUGUAAUUUUCAAUGGUUUGUUCUUUUUUCAAGAAGGAAGUCCCAUAUUGAGAAAGAUAUGGGAAGAAAAGAACAGGCUUAGAUAUGAAGUGACACACCAGAGGCUAUAGUACAGUGUCUGCACGUUUAUGUAUACUUGCAUUCAAGAAUAGCUUCUUUGAAGGCGUACAAGCAUCAAUCAAAAAAGUAUAAAAAAAGCUCUAAAAAUGACAGAAACAAUAACGUCGGUGUACCUUUAAAUCAUUGUGCGGCGAGUGUUGUACAUGGUCUUUCUAGAUGUACUUUGUUGUAACCAUCGUAAUAAACAUGCGUUUCCUGGAUGUAAAUAUGCGCAUGUCAAUGACUACUUUUGCUAGAAACAAUAAAAUCUAACUAUUUUUGUUACAAAAGUU